GCGAGCCCCGACGGCCGCGGUUGGUGGAGGGGGGAAAAUGGGGGAGAGUGGGGGGUAGUUUGGGGAGACUGAGGUGGGGAGUAGGGGGAGAACGAGGAAGGGAGCCUCACCCCUGGGAAGCUUUCUGCGCACGCGCAUCUCGGUGCCUCUGUUGGGCGGGGUUGCGGGGCCUGUGACACCGCCCGCUGAGCUCUGUGAUGUAGCCGCUUGGGGAGACUGGAAGCAGCCGCGGCGCGCCCGGCCCGCCGUCUUCCGCUGCCGCCGUGGGAAUGGAAACAUCUGCCCCACGUGCCGGAAGCCAAGUGGUGGCGACAACUGAGCGCCACUCCGCGGCCUGCCGCGCAGAUCCUCUGCGUGUGUCCUCGCGAGACGAGCUCACCGAAAUGGCCGCGUCCACUCAAGGCAACUUUGAGGGAAAUUUUGAAUCACUGGACCUUGCGGAAUUUGCUAAGAAGCAGCCAUGGUGGCGUAAGCUAUUCGGGCAGGAAUCUGGACCUUCAGCAGAAAAAUAUAGCGUGGCAACCCAGCUGUUCAUUGGAGGUGUCACUGGAUGGUGCACGGGUUUCAUAUUCCAGAAGGUUGGAAAGUUGGCUGCAACAGCUGUGGGAGGUGGAUUUUUUCUCCUUCAGCUUGCAAACCAUACUGGGUACAUCAAAGUUGACUGGCAACGAGUGGAGAAGGACAUGAAGAAAGCCAAAGAGCAGCUGAAGAUCCGUAAGAGCAAUCAGAUACCUACUGAGGUCAGGAGCAAAGCUGAGGAGGUGGUGUCAUUUGUGAAGAAGAAUGUUCUAGUGACUGGGGGAUUUUUCGGAGGCUUUCUGCUUGGCAUGGCAUCCUAAGGAAGAUGACCUCAUGUUCAUUGUUCCUGUUUUUUUCCAGCCAGCAGCCUCUACACUCCAUCACAGGACAUCGAGUCCCUCCUCCUCUUCUCCUAUGCCUUCCUCCCUGUCAUGGCAGAUCCGAGUGGCUUCUAUAAGCGUCUGCUGGUACAAGUUAAUGUGGCAUCAUGAGCCUGAUGGUGGCAGAAGAGACAAUAGUCCUUAGCUCUCCUCCCAGUACACCCCCUACUUGGUCAGUCUGUAGGUCAACAAGAAAGUUCCUUUACCCCCAUGCAAGACACUUACGAGAACAUGUUGCAAGAUGGCUGACUGUGGAGGAUGAGUGGAUCCUGAAAGGUUGUCCCGAACUGUUGAUUUGGAAAAGAAAUAAGCACAUAGAUAACCUUAUUGUGUGCUGCAUGGAAAGGAACUGAAUACAUUUGCCUUUAAGCAUGAAAGA
Rhinopithecus roxellana (golden snub-nosed monkey) is the source of this 1278-nucleotide messenger RNA. RefSeq names its product FUN14 domain containing 2 (gene FUNDC2). Gene Ontology annotation, biological process: autophagy of mitochondrion. The transcript is spliced from 5 exons. NCBI's taxonomy places the organism in Eukaryota, Metazoa, Chordata, Mammalia, Primates, Cercopithecidae. The record is from RefSeq and is a predicted model, not a curated record. Gene Ontology annotation, cellular component: mitochondrial outer membrane. Bases 270 to 839 code for a protein of 189 amino acids.